AUGUUAUCAAUUAUCGCCCGGUGUGAAAGAAAUAUGGCAUGGACGACAGGAUUCUCUGACUUUGGAAAUGACUGGCAAGAAGAUGUGAUCGCCCCAAAGAUACAGUCUCAUAAACAUCCUCGUACUCAUCAACAGAACAAUGGAGGCCCAAGUACUAGUAAUGCCCCAAGCUCUGGAGGGAAGGCAGCAAUUAGUGACUUGUCACCAGGAGUAGGAAAUACCAGGAUAGUUGGGGUGAUAUUGGCCAAGGAAGAAGCUAAAUCUUUCACAAGCAAGAAAAAUCCAGGCACUGAGAGGUUCCUGUUGAACUUUUCAAUACGAGACAGUCCUGCACAAUUCAUUAAUGCUACAUGUUGGGGUGGCAAAGAACAUAUCCACGAUCUCGCUGCAAUGUUCCAUAUUGGAGACAUAGUUGAGGUGAUCAAUGCCCAGAUACAGACUAAACGAGGAGAUAACAUGGAUGAUAAAUUCAGACCGUGGACUCCAAGUCCAUAUGUAUUGAACAUAAGUGAACAGCACUCCACAGUGAAACUCUACGGAGAUUGGGAUCUCAGCGAGUAUAACACACUGUUACAUAUCCCUAUCAAGCCUCAUAAUGAUUUCUACACACUCUUAGAUGUUGUCACUAACGGACAGAAUUUAAAUGGAGAGUUGAUCAACCUGCUAGUAGCUAUUAAAUCAAUUGGAGCUGUUAAAGAGAUUGUAACAAAGUCAGGCAGACAUACCAAGCGUUGUGAGAUCAAGUUGUUUGAUGACACUAACACUACCCUAGCUUUAGUACUGUGGGAUGAAGAAAAUAUAAAUCUGACCGUGCAAUGGACUCCAAAAGAUACAGUCCUGUUUAUUGCUGAUGUUCGAGUGAAUUAUGAUGACUUUAGAAAGGGAAUGUUAGCAUCUGCAAACUCUAAGACAAUCUUCACCAUAAAUCCAGACACCCAGGAGGCACAUAGUCUUUACCAGUUUGCCCAGACUGCUGAGUUCAGUGAGGAAACAUCAGGAAAUUAUGAGAGCACCACCAUUGAUUUGGAUGCAAACUGGUUAACCAAAUCUCAGCUGGAUGCUGAGCCCACUUGCUUGAAUGCUGGGGAGGUCACUGCCAAGUAUCACAACAUGCUCAAGUUACAAACACUGUAA
Molecule: messenger RNA, 1134 nt
Organism: Owenia fusiformis
Lineage: Eukaryota; Metazoa; Annelida; Polychaeta; Sabellida; Oweniidae
Source: the annotation of a GenBank genome assembly